Microplitis mediator is the source of this 2171-nucleotide messenger RNA. RefSeq lists its product as uncharacterized. The record is from RefSeq and is a predicted model, not a curated record. Gene Ontology annotation, cellular component: nucleus. The transcript is spliced from 4 exons. The coding region runs from base 147 to 2021 and encodes 624 amino acids. Gene Ontology annotation, molecular function: mRNA binding. Lineage: Eukaryota; Metazoa; Arthropoda; Insecta; Hymenoptera; Braconidae.
GUCGCAUCAGUCCAUUUGCGCGGUGCAGUUCUCAGUCGUUUCUUUGUCUCAUUGUCAGUUUCUUUGAUUUAUUUUUCCAUUAUUGUCAAUAAUUAAUUUUAUUAAACAAUCAAGUGAAUCAAUAAUUAAAAAUCUCAAUAAAUAUAAUGCAUAAUAAUUUGAAAAAAAGUAAUCUGUGGAAAAACGAAAACAGUGAUAACGCAAAACGGUCUUCAAAAAAUUAUCGUCAUGUCUAUCAUAUAAAUAAUAUGUCAAAUCGUCGGUGGGAUCGUUCGAAAAAUAAUUCUUACGACAAUCAAGAUCCGGUUAAAAAUGAAAUAAAAAAAGAAACUAUUGAAGAGUCAAUAGAAACUAACAAAAAAGUAUUAGAACUUCAAACAACUUCUGGGUUGGACAUUACACAAAUUAAUGGACAGCGAAAAUUAGGACCGCCAAGAGACUGGGUCGGGGAACCACCGAGUCCUGAGUGCGAAGUCUUUGUAGGAAAUCUUCCAAGGAACGUUUACGAGGAUGUUUUGUUUCCUAUUUUUCAAAAGGUCGGUGAUAUUUAUGAAAUACGACUGAUGAUGGAUUUCUCGGGUACCAAUCGAGGGUAUUGUUUUGUUAUGUACACAAAACCUGAAUAUGCUACCAAAGCAAUUGAGGAACUAAACGAAUGGCCGAUCCAGCACAAAAAAAAAAUAGGCGUCGUUGCAAGUGUUAAUAAUUGUCGUCUUUGUAUUGGACAUUUGCCUGCUGACUUAGAUACGGAAAAUUUUACUAAGAAAAUUUACGACACUACUGAAUACGUCAGUAAAGUUUCUGUCUAUCGUUCUGUUAACAAGCAACAAAAAACAGCGCUAAUUUCUUUCAAAACUCAUAUCGCUGCAGCGAUGGCAAGGCGCAAACUCGUUCCUAAACGAACAGAUUUAUUUCCAGGUAUUGAACUAACAAUUGAUUGGGCUCAUCCCAAUGCGUCAAUGUACAAUGUUAUGGAAGAAUCCGGUACCAUGAAUGAGGAUGGUGAGAUUCAAAUAACAAAGACAUAUAUAGGCCCAAGAAAAAGUUAUAAUAAAUUGAAUAAAAAUUCAAAAUUUACCAACGAAAAUUCCUGUGACAAAAUAAACGAAUGGAAUCCCGAUAAAGUCGAUACCUCUAUUAAUUUAAUUGGACAUAAAGCAAAACAAAUUGUGAAAUCAAAUGAUUAUAAUCAACGCGUGGCUAGUGAUUAUAAAAAAAAAAUAAUGCCGCUUAAUCCCAUUUCUAAAAGGCCUUUUUCGAUGCACAAUGAAAAUAAUAAUAGCAGUAUUGGGAUAAUUGGAGACGUUAAUAAUAAGUUUGAUAGAUUUGUUAAUCCACCAAAUAGUAUAAGUACAGUAGCUUGUAAUUCACAGUCACAAUUUAUUAGGCCGCCAUAUGUAAUCUGUAGUGAUAACAAAGAAAAUAUUCCCAGCUCUUAUCUUAUUCCAUAUUUUCAAAGUUUAAAUUUAAAAACAGAAAUGACAAAUACUAUUGGCAAUGGAGUGCCACAAAGUUAUACAUUAAAUGGAAUAAAUUACAAUCAGAAUCAAAGUCAAACUCAAAAUUUUCAAAUGUGUAAUCAAAAAAAUUUAAUCAUGACAUCAAAUGUUCUGCCAAUUAAACAAAAUUAUUCCGAUGUUAAUUUUAAUGUUUAUCAGGAAAAUUUUGGUAUUGAACGUAACCAAACAACACUUGGUUUUAAUUUUAUCAAAACAAAUUCAAAUUUUUAUAAUCAACAAUUCUGUCCUAUGAGAUUAGAUAAUUUAACCUGCCCAGAAAUUAGACUUCCAUCUCCAUUGGGUAUUCAAUGUAGUCAACGUUUCCCAAUGCCCUUGAAUAUUAAAAAUGAUAAUUUGAAUAAAUUUGGUAAUCAUAGUCAAGAAUCAUUGGUUAAGAAUUCAACGGUUUGUUACCGACCUCAGUUUGACACAAAAGCAUUUGGGUUAGGUAAACUCAAUUCUAUUCCAGUAAAUUAUUCAGAAAAUCAAGGUCCCCGCCCUAUUUUUAAAUCACAUUAUUAAAUAUUUUUAUUGUAUUUAAAUCAUUUUUUUUAUUACUGAUUAUUUUUUUUUAUUGUCAUCAAAAAAUUUUUUAAAUAUUUAAUCAUUCAUAAUUUAAAGUUCACUACUUUUUAAAAAUUUAAAUAUUCGAAGCUCCUGUAGGAAAAAAUG